ACCACCAGCGCACCCUGCACAGUCGCUUACCGGUUAAGAUGGAGGAGAUUUCGUUGGCCAACCUGGAUACUAGCAAGCUGGAGGCCAUCGCCCAGGAGAUCUAUGUAGACCUGAUAGAGGAUUCCUGCCUGGGAUUCUGCUUUGAGGUGCACCGGGCAGUCAAGUGUGGCUACUUCUACCUGGAGUUUGCAGACACUGGUAGCGUGAAGGAUUUUGGCAUUCAGCCAGUGGAAGACAAAGGAGCGCGCCGCCUCCCGCUUUGCCUUCCUGGAGAAUCUGACAGUGGGCCCCAGACGGAGCUGCAGCGUUCACCUCCAGAAUUCCAGUAGUCACAACAUGAGAGAGGGCGACAGUGACCAGGACAAUAGUAUAGACUGGUCCCAUGGCUUUGGAGGAGUAAGCUAAGUUGGAGAGAGAGAGAGAGAGAGAAAAAAAAAGGAAAAAGAAAAAAAAAUCUCAAACAAAAGUCCCGUUUCCCCUUAAAGAUCUUAGUAUUAACAAAAACACCAAAAGAGGAGAAUUGAGGAAUUCGGAUCCAUUUGACAGGGUAUCCAGUGCCAGCUGACUCUGAAAUACUGGACAGAGAAAGCCCACAGGCAUCAUGCUGUUUUUUUGAGCUCUGUAAAUACAUCUGGAUAUACAAGAUCCCUGUACUGCCCUCAGUACACACGUGAGCAGCUGAGAACCCAGCAUAUAAAAUUCUUUUGUUUCUCAGAUUUUGCAUCUGCUUGAUGUCAAGGGCUUCCUGCAAAGUUUGGAUGCUGUUGAUGGCCAGGCCACAAUCAGCUACAGUGGACUGCUCCUCUGAUAUCUGAGCCUACAAUUGGGUCUCUGAUACAAAUAAAAGUCAGGUACGAGACUCGGAUACUAAAAAUAUGAAUUCCCGUUUGAAUUUGGUAGGGAGCCCUUGUGACCUUGUCUACAAGAAGUUCAGAAUCACCUGUUUUUCCAAAGGUCCAGCAUUUUCAGUGAUUUCAACUGAUGUGGGGACAAGGCCUUGCCUUUGGCUCAUCAAAGCCCCCUCUUUCCAUCCCACCUAGUGGCAAAGGUUUGGCAGAGGACAAGGUGGUUUACAAACAGCUGAAGAUUUUGUUUUGAUGCUGUGAGGAUGAAGUAUACCUUCGCAAACCAUCUCCACCUGAAGUUUCAUGUCUUGAAUUAUAAACUGUGGACCUAAGUUUGGUGGGACAGUCUUUUCCUACUUUUGCAUUAUGGGUGAUGUAACCAGCCCAUGGGUCUGACUUGAUUAUUAUGCCAGGUCAUUAUCCUCGAGCAUUACCACUGAACUGUAGAAGGGUGUCAUGGCCAAGGAGGAGGCUGUUUGAAAAUUGAGCCAGGAGGGAACUUUUUCCGUCUGCUGUCAGUAAUGUGAAUGAGUUUAAUGCUAAAAGCCCUGCACAGGCCUGCCUGCUAUGGUUUCAGAAUCCCGUCCUUAAAUUGGGCAGUCAGACCUCUGCUAUGGUGAAUAAGACUGUCACCAUCUUCUCUGCCCUCAACAAGUGGCAGUAUAUCCCUUUGUCCUUCUUGAUAUCUGGGGUUGCCUUCUUUUCGGUGGAAGUUGGGGGAAAGACCUUCAAGAUUUCCUGACUUUGGAGGCUGGGUUAGAAACGGAUGGGAAGUCAGUGGUGUAUCAAAACUGUCCUCUGUUUUAUCCCUAAGUGGGGGUUUAUGGAGGGUAGGAGGGUGGGAGUCCUGAGAUGAGCAGAAUAGAAAGGUGCUGCUUUAUUUGAAAUGUUUUCUUACCUCAUUCUGUGCCCCAGUAAAGGGUCCAGCCUCAUCUGUCUGGCUUGGCCAUGUUCCUGUCCCCUGCUCCACUGCCUAUCUGGUGCAGCUCAUGAUUCCAGGUGCUGCUUGCCACUCUAGCUUUUAUUUUGACCAGUUUCAAUUCAUCUUCCAGUGCUCUUGCCUCUGAAGCCUACAGAAAUUUCCUUUUUCCAUUUGUUUGGUUGUUGCUGUUCUCUUAAGAGUUUAAGUUUUUAUGUUGUUGGUUUUCUUUUACCUGUUUUUGAAAGACUUGGAAGAGAAUCAUCCCAUGGCUCCCUCUGUUUGGAUUGGGAAGGGAAAAUAAUCUUUUCAUUUACAAGGCAGGGUCGUGUCUGUUUCUCUUAUAUAAGACUGCCUUGCUAAUAUAUUCCCCUGUUUUGUCAUGAGUUGCAUCAGUUCUUCCCAUUGCUCUUGGAUACUGCCUCUUAGGACUUACUGGAGAACCAUGAAUGCUGGUAUACACAAGGAUAGAGUUGGUUCUGCUCCACUUUUCUAACCCUAUUGUGUAUGACUUCACAAGAGCUUGUUGAACUUUAUGGACUGAUUUGGAUUACUGUACUCAAGAGUUGAGAAAACCAUAGUAAUUGGGCCUUGAGACUAUUAUUGCCUUCUCAGAGUUUUACAGCUCAGGGUUGGGGCCUAGUUACAGUUUGAUGGAUCCUCAGUCCAAGAAUUUUGAGAACUUAAAAAGAAUGAAACCUUGGCAGGAGCUAAAAAUACUUUUAAAAGAUUCCAUGCUAUAUGAGUUCUUUAAAACCUUCAGUGAAUUUUGGAAGAAGCAUUCUGAGACUCUUGCCUAUUUAAAGAACUUGGGAAACAUGAUGUAAAAGAGGAAGGCCAUGGCCCGCCCACUCUUGCCUUCUGAUAGGGAGCUCAAAUGUGACUUUAGUAUUUCUUUUUGGCCUUUUCUGGUUAGAACACAGAGAUUUGGGUGGUAGUUUGGGGAAAUGAUUUGCUCAUGUUAUUUCCCUUUUUUGUUACUUUUUUUGUUUUCUGUCUUUUUCAUUUCCAUUAGGGCCAUAGCUCCCCACUCUGUGUAGAUAUAAUGUGGGCUCAGUCCAGCUCUGAGGGAACAAACUACUUUUUGGGGAGCUAAUGCUCUCUACCAAUAGUUGACAGUGGUUAGGAACUCUCCCUUCCCCUACCUUUCCUGUAUCAACAGAAUUCUAUCCUUCUUCAAUUAAUUGUAUUGACCACCCUGUAAUCCUAUUAUGUAUCUGAGUGUGUGUGUGUGUAUGGGAAAAAGGGGUUCUUUAAAUUUUCUGUGGUUUGUGGUUUUUCUUCCAUAAAUUAGUUCCCACCACCGCAUGCCCAGGGGCCACUGCCUGGCAUUAUCGCAUGCUGGGAUCAUUGGGGGAGGGUAGUGUGAAAUUCAACACUUUCCUUUGUUUUGGAGAUUCUUAUUUUUUAAUAAGUAAUCCAUCCUAUACAAAUAGCUAAUUAACUCUGUUCCCCCUGCCCAUAUGGCUGCUGGUGUAAAUAAAUUGCAUUUUCCCAUUGCUAAAUAGUAAUAAUAAAAUUUAAAAAAAAUAUA
Messenger RNA from Meriones unguiculatus (Mongolian gerbil), 3298 nucleotides. It is a transcript of the gene Atxn7l3b, whose product is annotated as ataxin 7 like 3B. Gene Ontology annotation, biological process: regulation of gene expression. The record is from RefSeq and is a predicted model, not a curated record. Bases 39 to 329 code for a protein of 96 amino acids. The transcript has a single exon. NCBI's taxonomy places the organism in Eukaryota, Metazoa, Chordata, Mammalia, Rodentia, Muridae.